Messenger RNA from Akanthomyces muscarius, 402 nucleotides. RefSeq lists its product as uncharacterized. Gene Ontology annotation, molecular function: phosphatase activity. Bases 1 to 402 code for a protein of 133 amino acids. The record is from RefSeq and is a predicted model, not a curated record. NCBI's taxonomy places the organism in Eukaryota, Fungi, Ascomycota, Sordariomycetes, Hypocreales, Cordycipitaceae. The transcript has 4 exons.
AUGGAAGCCCGUUUUCCGCCGGUGCGGGCAUGCAUCUUUGACAUGGAUGGUCUUCUCAUCGACUCAGAAGACAAGGUCGCGGAAGCUAUCAACGAAAUGAUGAUUCGAUACAGUCGCCCUCUGCUCUCAUCCGAAAUGCGCUGUCGGCUCAUGGGCGUCCCUGGUUCGUCAAAUAGCGACAUGUUUCAUGACUGGGCGAACUUGCCGAUCCCGCGCGAGCAGUAUGCACAGGAAUCGCGCAAACUAAUGCUGCGAGGCGAGCGGAGCAAGAUCCUGGCGGGAAGAUCUGGCAUGUUUGAGCUUGGCAACGAGCAUCAGCUGGGGCAAAUGGAUGAUGGCUGGGGCGAGUGCAUCAGCAGUCUACGUGACUUUGAUUUCCAGAGAUACGGCAUCAUCAGCUAG